Molecule: messenger RNA, 2049 nt
Organism: Tachysurus vachellii
Lineage: Eukaryota; Metazoa; Chordata; Actinopteri; Siluriformes; Bagridae
Gene: pink1
Product: PTEN induced kinase 1
Exons: 8
Coding region: 110-1822 (570 amino acids)
Biological process (GO): autophagy of mitochondrion; regulation of apoptotic process; positive regulation of mitochondrial fission
Cellular component (GO): mitochondrion
Molecular function (GO): protein serine/threonine kinase activity; ATP binding
Source: RefSeq, a predicted model, not a curated record
UCCGCCAAUAGGAAGCAGGUAAACAUUGCCCUUGUUAUGUAAGCGUCAGGACGAACGGCGACGUUUUUUUGAAAAUAAUUGUAUUUAAUUUAACGAUUUACUGUAAAUCAUGUCGGUUAAACACGCUCUUAGUCGUGGGCUGGAGUUGGGAAGGUCGCUUUUUCAGCUCGGGAUCCUGAAACCUGCGGCCCGAAUUGCAGUGAAGUUCCGAGGUGAGCGCCCGUGGGUGACUCAAACAGGCCGCACUGUUCAUCCUCGGACUUUCCUGCCUGCACGCUACCGGUAUUACCGCACGUCCCUCAGCGGCCUCGCUGCGCAGCUCCAGUCCUCCGGCUUCAGGAGGCUGAUAGCAGGCGGAUCUCCGAGAAACCGAGCCGUUUUUCUGGCAUUCGGUGUCGGCUUGGGUUUGAUCGAUCAACAGCUGUACGAAGACCGAAGGAGUGCAGCGACAUGCCAGGAAAUCCAGGCGUUUUUCAUGAAGAAGAAGGAAAAGAUCCAGAGCCCUUGGAAACCGUUCUCCUGUGGAUAUAAACUGGAGGACUAUGUGAUUGGGAAGCAGAUAGGAAAAGGUUGCAAUGCUGCUGUCUACGAGGCUGCAGCUCCUUUUGCCCCCCCUGUGGCAAACAAGAAGUGCUCCUUGGUAGAGCUAAAACAAAUUGGAGAAGAAACUGACAUCAAAGCACCUUUACAAACCCCCAGUUCAUACAGCUACCCCCUGGCUGUAAAAAUGAUGUGGAAUAUCGGGGCAGGUUCUUCAAGCGAGGCGAUCCUUAAUGCCAUGUCCCAAGAGCUGGUUCCGGCGAGUCCUCAGGCUCUGAGGAAAGAUAAAGGAGAGCUUGUCCUGAGUGGUCAUUUUGGAAACACUUCCAAGAGAGUAACGCCUCACCCCAACGUGAUCCGGGUGUAUCGUGCCUUCACAGCCGAGGUCCCGCUUCUGCCUGAUGCUUUGGAAGAGUACCCCGCUGCCCUGCCUGCCAGACUCAACCCUGCCGGGCUGGGCAACAACCACACGCUCUUCUUGGUCAUGAAGAAUUACCCGUCUACACUGAACCAAUACCUGCAGGUGUGUAUACCAGGCUCUAGACACGGCUCCAUGAUGCUCCUGCAGUUGCUGGAGGGUGUGGAUCAUCUGUGCAGGCAGGGCAUCGCUCACAGAGAUCUCAAAUCAGAUAACAUCCUCCUGGAGUUUGACUCUGCUGGCUGCCCCAGACUGGUCAUCACUGACUUUGGCUGCUGCCUGGCUGAAGAGCGUUUAGGACUGAAACUGCCUUUCACCAGCCGCUAUGUGUACCGAGGAGGGAACUCCUGCCUCAUGGCACCUGAGGUGGUUACAGCCGAGCCUGGCCCCGGUGUAGAGAUCGAUUACAGUAAGGCAGACGCGUGGGCAGUGGGAGCCAUUAGCUACGAGAUAUUUGGUCAGCCGAAUCCGUUUUACGGUGCCAAAGGCUUGGAAAGCCGCAGCUAUCAGGAGAAUCAGCUGCCCCUUCUGGGUUCCAACGUGCCCUCAGACGUGCAGCUGGUGGUGAGGCUGCUUCUGCGCAGGAACCCUAACAAGCGCCCAACCACACGUGUGGCUGCCAACAUCCUGCACCUGAGUCUUUGGGGUAAACGUGCACUAGCCAGCCUGAACCCUGCCAGCCUGGGGAAGAUGGCUGACUGGCUUCUGUGUCACUCAGCUAUGGUUCUCCUAAAAGGCUGUGGGGGCGGUGCCUCAGUGGAGGCCGAGCUACAGAGAGGAUUCCUCGCGAGCCUGGAUCUGGAGGAGCUCCGCAUGGCAGCAGGAUACCUCACGUACGGACUACAGCCCUCGGCCGAGCGUUAAAGUCUGAGCCGCCUGUGAGAAGACUGUUGUAGAAGAGAGACAGUAAAUUCCUGAGUUAACACUGGAAAUAAUGGCACUUUAUUUAUGCUCUAUGUACACGCACUUUCAUAAGUUAUCUGUUUUUAUGUAGUCAGCAUUAUGUGGAGUGUCAACAAUCACCUACAGAUAUGUUUCUGUUAAAUAGACAGCUUUUAUCACAUGAAAUAAACACAGUCCAUCCUUUUAAA